GCAGUGAGAGGCAUGCUUCCUUAGACCAGGUAACAUUUCAUUUGUUACAUUUCCAGUUUCCAGCACCAACUCACCAACAAAGAUUUUACCAAAAACCUUAGGACCAAUAAAUGUGAAUGUUGGACCCCAAAUGUGAUAGAAAACGGGCUAGAGAAUUUAUAGACUCUGAUUUUUCAGAAAGUAAACGAAGCAAAAAAGGAGAUAAAAAUGGAAAAGGUUUGAGACAUUUUUCAAUGAAAGUGUGUGAGAAAGUUCAGCGAAAAGGUACAACAUCGUAUAAUGAAGUAGCUGAUGAGCUGGUAUCAGAGUUCACCAAUUCAAAUAAUCAUUUGGCAGCUGAUUCGGCUUAUGAUCAGAAGAACAUUAGGCGAAGAGUUUAUGAUGCUUUAAAUGUGCUAAUGGCAAUGAACAUAAUUUCAAAGGAAAAAAAAGAAAUCAAGUGGAUUGGCCUACCUACCAACUCUGCUCAGGAAUGUCAAAACCUGGAGAUUGAGAAGCAGAGGCGGAUAGAACGGAUAAAGCAGAAGCGGGCCCAGCUGCAAGAACUUCUCGUGCAGCAAAUCGCUUUCAAAAACCUGGUACAGAGAAAUCGACAAAAUGAACAGCAGAAUCAGGGUCCUCCAGCUCUGAACUCUACUAUUCAGCUGCCGUUUAUAAUCAUCAAUACAAGCAGAAAAACAGUCAUAGAUUGCAGCAUCUCCAGUGACAAAUUUGAAUAUCUUUUUAAUUUUGACAACGCUUUUGAGAUCCAUGAUGACAUAGAAGUACUAAAGCGGAUGGGAAUGUCCUUUGGCCUGGAGGCAGGCAAGUGUUCUCUGGAGGAUCUGAAACUUGCUAAAUCCCUGGUGCCAAAGGCUUUAGAAGGUUAUAUCGCAGACAUCUCCACAGGACCUUCUUGGUUAAAUCAGGGACUACUUCUGAACUCUACCCAAUCAGUUUCAAAUUUAGACCUGACCACUGGUGCCACCUUGCCCCAAUCAAGUGUAAACCAAGGGUUAUGCUUGGACGCUGAAGUGGCCUUAGCAACUGGGCAGUUCCUGGCCCCAAACAGUCACCAGUCCAGCAGUGCCGCCUCUCACUGCUCUGAGUCCCGAGGUGAGACCCCCUGUUCGUUCAACGAUGAAGACGAGGAAGAUGACGAGGAGGAUUCCUCCUCCCCAGAAUAAAGACAGGAGAAAGCCUACGUUU
Messenger RNA from Propithecus coquereli (Coquerel's sifaka), 1188 nucleotides. RefSeq names its product transcription factor Dp-2 (E2F dimerization partner 2) (gene TFDP2). Gene Ontology annotation, biological process: regulation of cell cycle; regulation of transcription by RNA polymerase II. Bases 117 to 1166 code for a protein of 349 amino acids. Gene Ontology annotation, cellular component: transcription regulator complex; nucleus. The record is from RefSeq and is a predicted model, not a curated record. The transcript is spliced from 10 exons. NCBI's taxonomy places the organism in Eukaryota, Metazoa, Chordata, Mammalia, Primates, Indriidae. Gene Ontology annotation, molecular function: DNA-binding transcription factor activity, RNA polymerase II-specific; RNA polymerase II transcription regulatory region sequence-specific DNA binding.